AUGGGUGGUGGAUCAUCGAAAUUAAGUAAACACGAUAUUGAAUAUCUAUCUCAACAGACAUGUCUUUCAAAGGAUGAAGUUGGAAAGUUGUUCCAAGAGUUCAAGAAAUAUGAUACUGAUGGUAAUGGUUCACUUGAUAGAAAUGAGUUUAUUGCAUUCUUCAAGAAGAGAAUGCCAAGUUAUCCAUCGGAUCAGUUGGUUUCACUGUUUGAGGAAUUCGAUAGCGAUAAAAGCGGUACAAUCGAUUUCAAGGAGCUGACUGUUGCCAUGUCGGUGAUUGGUAAGGGUACCGCCGAGGACAAGUUGGGAUUGCUCUUUGAUAUCUACGACAAGGACAACUCUGGAACACUCGAGAAGAACGAAGUCGACCAGAUCAUAACAUUGAUGGUCGGUGUCGGAAAGUCACUAGGAAAGCCAGAACGUGACGUCAGCGUGUUCGUGCGUAAACUCUUUGAGAAACUCGACGUCGACAAGAACCAAAUGAUUAGCAGAGCAGAGUGGAUUCAACAAGGUUCAUCAUCACCAUCCCUUCUUCUUCUACUUGGUAUCAACAAUGAAUAUCAACCUUGA
Molecule: messenger RNA, 570 nt
Organism: Heterostelium album PN500
Lineage: Eukaryota; Evosea; Eumycetozoa; Acytosteliales; Acytosteliaceae
Gene: cbpM
Product: EF-hand domain-containing protein
Exons: 3
Coding region: 1-570 (189 amino acids)
Molecular function (GO): calcium ion binding
Source: RefSeq, a predicted model, not a curated record